This is a messenger RNA of Hevea brasiliensis (rubber tree), 3162 nucleotides long. RefSeq names its product transport inhibitor response 1-like protein. The coding region runs from base 395 to 2314 and encodes 639 amino acids. Gene Ontology annotation, cellular component: SCF ubiquitin ligase complex. The record is from RefSeq and is a predicted model, not a curated record. Gene Ontology annotation, biological process: SCF-dependent proteasomal ubiquitin-dependent protein catabolic process. The transcript is spliced from 3 exons. Lineage: Eukaryota; Viridiplantae; Streptophyta; Magnoliopsida; Malpighiales; Euphorbiaceae. Gene Ontology annotation, molecular function: protein binding.
AGAGCCAUUGGAUAUUGCAGGUGUGUGUGAGAGAGAGAGAGAGAGAGAGAGACAGGGGCAUGGAGAAUCCCAAUGCCCAGUCCAUCAGACAUCACAGCCUACUCUUCACACCCUCUUGUCACCAAUUAUGCUACUAAACUAAUCUAAUCUCUUCUUCCCUCUCUUACUCCCCUUCACAAACAGCCUCAUGCCUCUUCCGCUGAUCCACUCCCAUCAAACUUUCCUCUUCUCCUUCUUCUACUUCUUCUUCUUCCACAAAACAACCGAACCCUUCUUAUGAUCUGAAAUUCCAGCACCCAAUCAACAACCAUUGCCCCUUCUCCUUCCACAAAACAACCAAACACUUCUCAUGAUCUGAAAUUCCAACGUCCAAUCAACAACCAUUGCCUCUUUUAUGGUCAUCAGCAAAAAACCCAGAUCACAGAAUCACUAUCCAAACCCAAAUUUCAUGAGAGAAGAUCGCACAGAAAUGUCUGAAGACGACGACCGAUCUUCGCCUUCUGAUUCUGUUAACACCAUUGAUUCUUGCUCCAAUAAGACUACUUCCGGUUCUACUUCUGGGUCUGGACCCAGUUCCAUACCUGAAUACCAAGCUCCAUACCCUGACCAGGUCCUGGAAAAUGUUCUUGAGAACGUUCUCUGCUUCUUGACCUCUCGCCGCGACAGAAACGCUGCGUCAUUAGUCUGCAGGUCGUGGUACCGUGUUGAGGCGCUCACUCGAUCCGACCUCUUCAUCGGGAACUGCUAUGCCGUCUCUCCGCGACGCGCCACGUCGCGUUUCACCCGAAUCCGAUCCGUGACGUUGAAGGGGAAGCCCCGCUUCGCCGAUUUCAACCUCAUGCCGCCCAAUUGGGGGGCCCACUUCGCGCCCUGGGUUUCUGCCAUGGCUAAGGCGUACCCGUGGCUCGAGAAGGUUCACCUGAAGCGCAUGACUGUGACGGACGAAGAUCUCGCGGUUCUGGCGGAGUCCUUUUUCGGGUUUAAGGAGCUCGUGCUUGUGUGUUGUGAUGGAUUUGGCACUAACGGACUUGCUGUGGUUGCUAGCAGGUGCAGACAACUGAGAGUGCUUGAUCUGAUUGAAUCUGAGGUAUCAGAUGAUGAAGUUGAUUGGAUAUCAUUUUUUCCAGAGAGUGCAACGUGUCUCGAAUCUCUGAUUUUUGAUUGCGUAGAUUGCCCCAUCAAUUUUGAUGCAUUGGAGAGGCUGGUUGCACGGUCACUUUCACUGAAGAAACUCAGGUUAAACCGAUAUGUUUCAAUUGGCCAGUUACACCGUCUGAUGGUGCGAGCUCCACAACUCACACAUCUUGGGACAGGCUCAUUUCGACCAUCAGAGGAUGUGGCUCAGGGUGAACAAGAACCAGAUUAUACAUCUGCAUUUGCUGCUUCCAAAUCCUUAGUUUGCCUAUCUGGCUUUAGGGACAUCAUUCCAGAUUACUUAACAGCAAUUUACCCAGUUUGUGCUAGUCUAACUUCUCUGAACUUAAGCUAUGCAAAUAUCAAUGCUGAACAGCUCAAACCUAUAAUAGGCAAUUGCCAUAAGCUUCAGAUUUUCUGGGUCCUUGAUUCAAUAUGCGAUGAAGGGCUUCAGGCUGUGGCUGCAACAUGCAAGGAACUUCGUGAGCUGCGGGUUUUUCCAAUUGAUGCUCGGGAGGAUAGCGAAGGCCCUGUUUCUGAAGUUGGCCUCCAAGCGAUUUCAGAGGGUUGUAGAAAGCUUCAAUCAAUUUUGUAUUUUUGCCAGCGGAUGACGAAUGCAGCUGUUAUAGCCAUGUCAAAGAACUGCCCAGAUCUUGUGGUAUUUCGUCUUUGUAUAAUGGGACGUCACAGGCCUGAUCAUGUCACUGGAGAGCCUAUGGAUGAAGGAUUUGGAGCCAUUGUCAUGAAUUGUAAGAAGCUUACUCGGCUUGCUGUAUCAGGUUUAUUGACUGAUAGAGCUUUUAAUUAUUUUGGAAGAUAUGGAAAAACAGUAAGGACCCUGUCUGUUGCUUUUGCCGGGGAUAGUGACAUGGCGCUGAAGUAUGUGCUUGAGGGCUGCCCCAGAUUGCAGAAGCUUGAGAUUAGGGAUAGUCCAUUUGGGGAUGCAGCCUUGCUUUCUGGUCGGCAUCACUAUUACAACAUGAGAUUCCUUUGGAUGUCUUCCUGUAAGUUAACUAGUGGUGGUUGCCAGCAGAUUGCUCAAGAAUUACCUCAUUUGGUAGUGGAAGUCUUUAAUCAUGAAUUUGAUGAGGACAUGGGUAAUUUUGUUAAUACAUUAUACAUGUAUCGAUCUCUUGAAGGGCCAAGAGAUGAUGCACCGAAGUUUGUUUCCAUCUUGUAGGCAUUUGCACUGCAGGAAGAUGUAUUGUAUGUUAUGCUGGCUGUUGGACAAGCGGCAAGAAUCAUUUUUUGCGGGAAUGUUGAAUUCAGGAAGAACUGGUUAUAUAAGCCCGCAAGGUGUUAAUAAUUUUUGUCUUAGAUAGUGUAAACAACUUCUCUGUCCUUGUCUUGUGAUGUUGGAAAUGGCAUUCAAAGCAGCUGCUCUAUGAAGGACCACAAUUUUUCUUUGCUUUGGUUCUUUAAGAGGAUUUAAUCAAAGAAGGGGCUAAUGUAGAAGAUAGAUCUCUCUGUAAGAAUUAGACCUCUGGAUCUUGUUGUAUUGGUAUGCUUCUAAAUUUUAUGUUUCUUUUUCCUUUAUAUUCAUUUGAUCAUAAACGAGAAGACUGCCGGAGAUAAGGGAUGGAAUCUGAACUCUGAAGGAACUCUGAAGGCGCAUGAAAAUGCAAUGAGGGACAAUUGUUUAUCCUUUGAUAUGAAGAAAUCAAGACGGGUAGUAACUUGAAAUGAUGUUGGAAAGGUGAACUAAAGGAACUAUUCUUUCCCCUUAAUGCCAUCAGCAGAGGAGAAUCUAGAGCAAAUGCAAGGAGCAAGCAUUCACUCAUUGGAGGAGUUCGGUAUUAUUUUUUAUUCAAAUGGUAGCUAGUCUUAGUUCUAGCUGGUGAGAACUAAAUGCCCAGAUUGAUACAACUCCCUCCCUUUCUCUCUCUCUCUCUUUCUCUCUCUCUCUCUCACCAUCUUUCUUAGCGUUUGUUUUCUUAAGAUGUGAUGUUGUAGCACCUGACAGUUGAAUUUAUUUUUGUUAUUGUUAGCAAAUGUUGAGAUGAGUAAUAAAUGCCAAAUAUUCAUAUA